Messenger RNA from Piliocolobus tephrosceles (Ugandan red Colobus), 1141 nucleotides. It is a transcript of the gene BUD31, whose product is annotated as BUD31 spliceosome associated protein. NCBI's taxonomy places the organism in Eukaryota, Metazoa, Chordata, Mammalia, Primates, Cercopithecidae. The record is from RefSeq and is a predicted model, not a curated record. Gene Ontology annotation, biological process: mRNA splicing, via spliceosome. The transcript is spliced from 6 exons. Bases 534 to 968 code for a protein of 144 amino acids. Gene Ontology annotation, cellular component: nucleus; spliceosomal complex.
AGGGCAAAAGGCAACAGCGACUCUGGAAUUCUAUACAGGCAUUGCUGAGGACACCUACGAUGACGCAAUCUCCGCGCGGGGUGGGCGGGGCUCCGCGAGGACCUCAUGCCUCCGAGCUCGCCUGAGGAGCGGAAGCCGUCAGUCGAGAAGCAGAUACCCAAGGUCCCGGAGGUUGGGUAGGUGUUUUCUUUCUGUUCUCGAUUACCUUGGCAACGGCCGAGGCGGGAGACCCGUGGUCUGCACCGUCCUGGGGGGCGAUCUGAGUGGCUGGACUCUCAGCCAGCCACUGGGAUGUGUUCAGGCUUUGGACCUUGAGGUCGGAGAGAGUCCCUAGAGGAGGCGACGCCCCCGUUUAUUCUUCUGAGGGGCGAUGAAACCGAGGACCAGAGAGGGAAAGUGACCUCAAAGUCACAGAGUAUUUAGAGCUGGACAGGAAUCCAAGCCUGCAACUGCAGAGACCAGAGAUCUUUCUGCUAUCUAUACUCUUGAGAAGCACAUCUGAAAAUCUUUGCAAAUUAUCGUGUGGAAGGAAAAUGCCUAAAGUCAAAAGAAGCCGGAAAGCACCCCCAGAUGGCUGGGAGUUGAUUGAGCCAACGCUGGAUGAAUUAGAUCAGAAGAUGAGAGAAGCUGAAACAGAACCGCAUGAGGGAAAAAGGAAAGUGGAAUCUCUGUGGCCCAUCUUCAGGAUUCACCACCAGAAAACCCGCUACAUCUUUGACCUCUUUUACAAGCGGAAAGCCAUCAGCAGAGAACUCUAUGAAUACUGUAUUAAAGAAGGCUAUGCAGACAAAAACCUGAUUGCAAAAUGGAAAAAGCAAGGGUAUGAGAACUUGUGCUGCCUGCGGUGCAUUCAGACAAGGGACACCAACUUCGGGACGAACUGCAUCUGCCGUGUGCCCAAAAGCAAGCUGGAAGUGGGCCGCAUCAUCGAGUGCACACACUGUGGCUGCCGUGGCUGCUCUGGCUGAGGCUGGCGCUCUCCACCCUGGACUCUGGACUUCGCAGGUUCCUGCCUGUGGCGCCACCCCCUUCCUGGGAGCAGCGAGCAGUGCCCCAGGCCCGAGUUGGAGCACGGUCUCUAUGGGGAAGGCUUCGCUGUCCAUCAGCUGUGAUUUGUAAAAAUAAAAUCUUUAAACCACUC